CUCAGGGUACACAAGUCGAGGUCGUUUCACAUAUACGAGCUGCGAAUGAUUGCACGGUCGAGCAUACUAAAGGAAUGAACUGCGCCCUACAGAGAAAAUAAGGGACUAAAUUUGUGGUCUGUUUUAUCUUUUCGACGUCUUUCGCGAGUGAAAAUCGUAAUUCUCAAAUGAUUGAAUAACUGUAUUUUAGACAAAGGAUUCUUAUCUAUAGGGUACCAACUAUUGAAGAUAUAUUUCCUAGAUUUACCCAAGCAAAUAUAAUUGAAUAUACUUCCCUUUUAACUUGUCACCAACAAUUAGUCAAUUUAAUAUCUAAACCUUGACAAACUUCGCAUUUAAUAUUGUAGUUAGAAUGUUGUGAAAAUUAUAAAAGUAAUUUUUAAUAUAUAAUGUUUAUUUCUUUGACACGGAAGAGGCCGUAACACUGCAGAGUUUCGUGCUUCUGACAUUAUUGGGUAGUCUAUGUCUUUUCCAUGAGGUGUUUAAUGGUGCAAAACUAGCUUUUAGGAUAUUGAGUGAAUUGCUCUUUCUUGUGAUCUGAACUUUUCGUAUAUUUUACUGAUUACGCACAUUUCGUUAAGUCAACAUGCCGAAGAAUAAAGGAAAGGGAGGUAAAAACAGGAGAAGGGGUAAGAACGAAAAUGAAACGGAAAAAAGAGAGUUGGUUUUCAAAGAAGAUGGACAAGAAUAUGCACAAGUUACAAAAAUGCUUGGGAAUGGUAGGUUAGAAGCAAUGUGCUUUGAUGGUGUGAAACGAUUAUGUCACAUUCGUGGAAAAUUGAGGAAAAAAGUAUGGAUUAAUCAAGGUGAUAUAAUACUGAUUGGUUUGCGAGACUAUCAAAAUGCAAAAGCUGAUGUUAUAUUGAAAUACACGUCAGAUGAAGCACGUAAUUUGAAAACUUAUGGUGAAUUCCCUGAAACUGUAAGAAUCAAUGACACUGUCACCUUUGUCGAAGAUGGUUUUGAUGAAGAUAUUGAAUUUGGUGAUGAAAUUAGUGAUGAUGAUGAAGAUGAUGUUGACAAUAUCUGAUGAUCUUCAGUAUAAAAAUAAAAGGUAUGGUACAAGAGUGCAUGGAAACACCUAUUUGUUUUACAAGAUACUACCAUUUGUUGCGGAAUUCAGAUACUAAAUUUUGUUUUAAAUAAGUAGUCAAUUUUCUGUAUCUAUAAAUAAAUCUCCAUUCAUUUGUAUAAUAAUUUCCAAUGAAAAAUUGUGUCCUGAAUUUUCAGGAUUUGCGUCAGUGUUAUUAGGUUUGUGGUACUCACUAUAUAGCCUGUCUUUUAUUUUUAUGUGACCUUAAAAGUAAUGUCCCAUUUGCAAUGGGUGCAUUUUUAUACAUUAUUCUAAUUAACCUAGCAGUUGUAAAAAUGAAGUUCGUAGCAAAAUUUGAUUUUAAUAUUUUCAGUUAAUUAAUUACUACAUAUUUGGCUGAAUUUAAUUACAUAUAUAAAUAGUUAUUUUUACAAUUAUUUUGUAUGUAUCAAAUUGUUUCAUUGGAUAUUCUGUUAUAUAAUACAUGUGCAACUACGGCUUUGUUUAUGUAAUUAUAUUUACGAACAACUAAUUGUAAUUAUAAGAACAAAAUUAUUAAUUGUGAAUUAUACAAACAAUAUCUAACUCUUAAUAGUAGCAAAUUGACGUUUUAUUUAGAAAUAUUCAUUAAGAACGGAAUAAGUCUUCGGAAUAGAUCAGAUAUGUAUGUAUUUAAAAAUGAAAUUUAUUUAGCGGAAAAAAAUCAUUUAUGACACCGUUUUAUUAUGCAUUAUACUGAAUACAAAGAUUAUCAUUUUUAUUUCGUAUAUCAUUUGUUGAAAAUUUAUCCGAAUAUUCAUAUCAUGUUAUCUUCAAUACGAAUCCAUGAAUGUGUACUAAAUAAAAUUCAUGUCAACUGUUAACAACGAAUAAAAAUAUGAUAUACCGAGUUAA
Messenger RNA from Osmia bicornis bicornis, 1927 nucleotides. RefSeq names its product eukaryotic translation initiation factor 1A, X-chromosomal (gene eIF1A). The transcript has 5 exons. Lineage: Eukaryota; Metazoa; Arthropoda; Insecta; Hymenoptera; Megachilidae. The record is from RefSeq and is a predicted model, not a curated record. Bases 587 to 1030 code for a protein of 147 amino acids. Gene Ontology annotation, cellular component: cytoplasm. Gene Ontology annotation, molecular function: RNA binding; translation initiation factor activity. Gene Ontology annotation, biological process: translational initiation.